UCAUAUUUAUUUCUAGCAAUCAAAACCCGCACAGCUCAAUGUCAACAGAGAUAUUAAAUACCAAUGUUUGUUAUCUUUGAUGUAUAUAAACCAACCAACAGCUGUCGAUUACUUUUCUUGGAAAGUGUUGUAAUUAGUGAGUGGCGUAAACUGUCACUUUUAUAUUUUUGAUAGCUUGUGCCGAUCAUCGUGCGGGUUCAUGUGAAUAGUUAUACUGGUUUUCCACUGCCUUUGAGAUCAUGAAAUACUGCAGUACCAGAGGGAAAGUUUCAGGGCUGUCCUUUGAAGAUGUCCUCUUUUCUGGUUACUUGGCUGAUGGUGGCAUGGCACUGCCAGAAGUCAUUCCAGAGGUGCCCUCAGAAACACUCAAGUCAUGGGUUGGGCUUUCGUAUAAGGAACUAGUGCAAAAGAUUGUUCCAUUAUAUGUCUCGCAGGAAGAAUUACCACUCGUUGUCUUGGAAGAACUGGUGGGACAAGCUCUCUCAACAUUUGAUGUACCAGAAAUUAUUCCUAUUGUUUGUUUUCCUGGGGGCUUAAACAUAAUGGAACUAUUUCAUGGACAGACUUGGGCUUUCAAAGACUUGGCCAUGUCUAUUCUUGGACAGUUUUUCAACUUUUUUCUUAACAAAAGACAAAAACAUCUUAUGCUGGUUGUUGGUACAUCAGGGGACACAGGCAGUUCUGCAAUAGCAGCUGUUAGAGGCCUCAAGUGGGUGGACAUAGUGGUUGUUUUACCUCGUGAUCGCUGUACUCUGAUUCAAGAACUGCAGAUGACCACAGUCAAGGAAGACAAUGUUUUUGUCUUCAGAGCUGAUGGAAGCUCCGAUGAUCUUGAUGUGCCAAUCAGGGAAAUAUUUGAUGAUGCUGAUUUUGUGAAAAAACACCACCUUUGCUCAGCUAAUUCUCUUAACUGGGCACGCAUCAUGGUGCAGAUUGUUCAUUUCUUCUAUGCAUAUAUUAAGCUUUGUCCAGAAUGUGACCAAGAGCUAGAAAUUGUGGUACCAACAGGUGGAGCUGGCAACAUUACAGCUGGUUUUAUAGCACACAAGAUGGGUCUUCCAGUUAAACUUGUAUGUGUUGCCAACUCCAAUGAUGGCAUUGCACAAAUGGUAGGCAGUGGCUUCUACAAGCUUUCAAAUGUCAAGCCAUCAUUGGCACCUGCUAUGGACAUAAAGUUUGCUUACAACAUUGAGCGCCUAUGGUACUUGUGCUCAGAGCGCAAUUCAGAGUUGGUCAGAAAGAUGAUGGAAGAAGUGGAGAUGGAAGGGAAAGUAGAAACUCCUGACAGCAUUUUAGAAGAAUUGCAAAUGGUCUUGAGUGCAUAUGGAGCUGAUGAUGAAGACAUCAAAAGGACACUCAGACAAUGCUGGGAAGAGAACCAUUACCUUCUCUGUCCACACUCUGCCACAGCAGUAGCUUACUAUUACAAGAAACAAGCUUCAGUACACAAUUUGUCACAGCUUUCUGUGUGUUUCGCUACUGCAUCUCCUCUGAAAUUUGGAGAAGCACUGACAGCAGCAGGACUAAAGCCUAUUUCUACAGAAGCCAUCCAGAAGCUUAUGCAGUUACCAACACAAUAUGUAGACAUGGAACUAACAGAUGAUUGGAAGGCAAUGCUGCGGGAAAAAGUUGAGGAAAUGACAGCAUCUUUUAAUCUCCGAAAUAAGCAGUAGAUAUCAAAUAUUUGUACCAGGAUAUUUUUUCAUGGUGUAUGGAGAUAGAGCAAAAGUUUUAAGUUUGAAUGACCAGCAACCUCCAUAUUUCAAAUGCAGUCAAUAGAGCUUUGUUUUUUUUUUAAACUUAAGCAUUUUAUCCCAGAGCUUUAAAUACCUUUCAGAUAGCACAUCUUUAUAGCUUUUUUUAAACAUUUUUAAAAAAUCAAAACUGUCUCAAAGUCUCAAAGUUAGGGAUGAAGAGUAUAUACUUAAAGCUGGGAAACACCAAAUGAAAGAAAAAGAUAAAUAUAUGCAUUCACUACUAAGUGGAAAAAACACCAGGAAAACAACAGCAAUUUUAUUUGGAACCAAUAAAUCUUUCUCUCUCUCUCAUACACACACUGCAUGAAAACCAUUCAGCUUGAUGCUUACUUACAGAACAUCAAUUUUUUUGCAAUAUUUACUUCUUUGAGCGCUUGAUGCCAGUUCCAGUGUUUCAUGAUCUGUUAAAAUCUUUCACACAAAAUUAA
Pomacea canaliculata is the source of this 2185-nucleotide messenger RNA. Its product is annotated as threonine synthase-like 2. The record is from RefSeq and is a predicted model, not a curated record. Gene Ontology annotation, biological process: 2-oxobutyrate biosynthetic process; dephosphorylation. The transcript has 10 exons. Gene Ontology annotation, molecular function: pyridoxal phosphate binding. The coding region runs from base 240 to 1673 and encodes 477 amino acids. NCBI's taxonomy places the organism in Eukaryota, Metazoa, Mollusca, Gastropoda, Architaenioglossa, Ampullariidae.